AUGGUCUUAUCAUUUUGGGCUGGCGGAUGUUGGCUAGUGGAACAUAGGGGCACUUUGGAAAACGGAGAAUUACUGGGGUACAGGGAUUUUCAAAUACUACAUCAGUUUGGCCAUUCCCUAAAAGAGAUAUCUAGGAUACUGGGGAUUAUGUACAGGCAGGCACAAUAUGCAGAUUCAUGUGAGUGGGUUACACCAAAGAAGCGCCUAGUUGAUGAGAUAGAGCUAUUCAUUGUAAGCUCACAGGUUGGAAGACUGCUCCCUUACCAUGAGCUUGCCCAGAGCUGGGUUCAGUCAGGGAGGGACAGAAAACAGUGGGUUACCUGCAAAUACGAUGAGAAGCUUCACUCUAUCUAUGUGAUUAUCAGGCAUCAGAGGAAGCAUGGGUGGAUGUUCUGGGACUCUUUUCACUCAAACGUGAAAGGCUCUAGCCUGUUCUGGGAGAAGGAGUGGGGAACUAUUACUGGAGAGGCCUAUGCUGCACGGAUUCUGCCCAUCAUGGAAAGCUAUAUCUGGCACUACUAUGGAGGAACCCUUAUCUUCAUGCAAGAUAAUGCGCCUGCCCACAAAUACUAUCUCACUAUGCAGGAGCUUGAGCAUGCAAAGAUUAUGAAGGAUUAUAUUGAGCUCAAAACAGGCCCGAAUGGCAACCUCUCCUAUCUAGCACUGAGAGCGUUUGUUCAGAAGGCCUGGGAGAUUGUUCCAUCUCAGCUAUUUGAGAAUCUAAUUCAGUCCAUGCCGGCUAGGAUGCAAGCCGUAAUUGAUGCCCAGGAUGGCCACACAAAGUACUGA
Molecule: messenger RNA, 789 nt
Organism: Westerdykella ornata
Lineage: Eukaryota; Fungi; Ascomycota; Dothideomycetes; Pleosporales; Sporormiaceae
Exons: 5
Coding region: 1-789 (262 amino acids)
Molecular function (GO): nucleic acid binding
Source: RefSeq, a predicted model, not a curated record